AUGGACGACCUUGCUAGGCGACUCGUGCCUCGUAGUCUCUACGGCACGAACGCUACCUAUGUUUACGCUUUUUCAAGGGGCUUGGAUGGCGUCAAUGUUCCUCGCGAUGUUCUGUUUACGCGAAUCAUCCUCGCCUCUGUCAUUUUUGUGGCCUUGGUUGUUUUCUGCAGCCGGGUUGCGCAACUAAGUCACGCUUAUCUUCGUCACAUCUCUUCCUUAGCAGCAAACAGGCGGCAACAGACAUUCUGGAGUGUGGAGGAAUCGCAGUUAUGGGUGAGUAUCAAGAAGCAUUUGUUAUAUGCCCCACUUGGCAGGAAGAGACACAAUCGUGAGAUUCAGCUGUCGUCCGCAAUCAACGUCGGCACUCUGCCAUCCCGAUUCCAGACAAUCCUUAUUACCUUGUAUGUUGCGAGCCAAAUAGCCUACUGCUGUAUCCUGGAUUACAAUGAGAAUGUCAAAGCUGCCCUUGUUGCGGAGCUUCGAGGUCGAUCUGGAACGCUGGCCGUUCUCAACAUGGUGCCGCUGUUUAUUCUCGCUGGCCGCAAUAACCCGCUAAUCCCGCUGUUACAUGUGAGCUUUGACACUUAUAACCUCCUACACCGCUGGCUUGGUCGGAUUGUUGUGGUCGAAAGUGUGGUGCACACUUGUGCCUGGGCCGUCAAUGCAGUUGAUGAAGUCAGUUUCUCGGAUAUGCUGCUGCGCCUCCGCACCACGCCGUUCUUCGCCUGGGGUUUGGUGGGAACCCUUGCCAUGGUCUUCCUCGUUCUUCAUUCCCCGUCUCCUAUUAGGCACGCGUUCUACGAAACAUUCCUGCACCUCCACCGGCUCGCAGCGUUUCUCGCCUUCCUUGGGGUUUACCUUCAUAUCGACCUGGACCAUCUGCCUCAGAAACCCUGGAUCAUGGCUGUUGGCGCAAUCUGGCUUAUUGAACGAUUAGCUCGUGUCGGCCGUCUCAUUCACCUGAACUUCUCUCUCAGGAAGGGAUCCACAAACCUUGUUGUCGAGGCUCUCCCCGGUGAAGCUUGUAAAGUGACGUUCCAGCUGCCAAAACGGGUGCAUGUUAGCCCGGGAUCCCAUGUCUAUGCCUACAUUCCAAGCGUCUCGUUAUGGAUGUCCCACCCGUUCUCUGUUGCCUGGGUGGAUCCAAAUAGCUGUGUAACCAGACAAGGGUUCGUCGAACACCACUCGCGAAUGAACGCAUCAAUCACCUCCAUGACGCCCUCUCGCCUGGAGAAGCAGGCCCUCGUCGACUUGGACGACUAUUUCCUGGAGGAGCAACAGCCAACUUCAGUCUCUCUCAUCAUAAGUGCUCGUCAAGGCAUGACGCGCAAACUGUACAACAAAGCGCUUGCAUCGCCGAAACACACGUUUUCCGCCGUCGGACUCAUCGAGGGCCCGUACGCCUCCCACGCCGCGAAUGCCGGCAGUUACGGCACCGCGGUGCUGUUCUCCGCCGGCGCCGGCAUCACCCAUCAUAUGCUUUUCGUGCGCGACCUGCUCAUCCGCGCUGCCGAAGGCCGGGUAGCCACCCAGAAAAUAUACCUUGUCUGGUCCGUUCGCAGCACCGAGCAUCUCAGCUGGGUGCGAGAAUGGAUGGACCAGAUCUUACGGCUCCCCGGCCGGCGCGAGAUCCUGACUAUCCAGCUGUUCGUCUCGAAGCCCAAAAGCAGCCGAGAGAUCGUAUCGCCUAGUGCUACAGUACAAAUGUUCCCAGGCCGAUGCCGUCCGGACGUCGUCCUGGACGAGGUGAUUCCCAAACGCGUGGGCGCGACGCUGGUGUCGGUUUGCGGCCCGGGGGCCUUUGCAGAUGAAGUGCGUGCAGCCGCGCGCAACAAAAUUGGCAAAGGAGCGGUUGUUGACUUUGUCGAGGAGGCUUUUACUUGGUAG
Molecule: messenger RNA, 1887 nt
Organism: Aspergillus ochraceoroseus IBT 24754
Lineage: Eukaryota; Fungi; Ascomycota; Eurotiomycetes; Eurotiales; Aspergillaceae
Product: ferric reductase family protein
Exons: 1
Coding region: 1-1887 (628 amino acids)
Biological process (GO): copper ion import; iron ion transport; intracellular iron ion homeostasis
Cellular component (GO): plasma membrane
Molecular function (GO): ferric-chelate reductase activity
Source: RefSeq, a predicted model, not a curated record